Callorhinchus milii (elephant shark) is the source of this 2552-nucleotide messenger RNA. RefSeq names its product chromosome unknown C8orf34 homolog (gene cunh8orf34). The record is from RefSeq and is a predicted model, not a curated record. NCBI's taxonomy places the organism in Eukaryota, Metazoa, Chordata, Chondrichthyes, Chimaeriformes, Callorhinchidae.
AGGGACAGAGAGAGAGAGAGAGAGAGAGGAGGGAAACAGGAGCAUCAUUUUGAUGGCGUCUCAGCAGUCCAGGAUUCAAGGCUAUUUGGAGAAAAACAGGAUCGGUCCUUUGUUCGAGGAACUGAUGACAAAACUGAUAACCGAGACCCCUAAUCAGCCGAUCCCCUUCUUAAUACAUCAUCUGCAAGCUAAGCUGGGGAGCCCCAGCCAGCUACACAGGACCUUAUCAGGCUCUGCUGCCCUUUGGGCAGAAACAGAAAACAAGGGGUCCCGGCGAGAUUAUAGAGGCUAUGACAAACCAUGGCUGGCAAAUGCCAAAAAGCCCAAAAAGUCAAAGAGUGACCUUGCUGUCUCCAACAUUUCUCCACCAUCACCAGAAUCCAAGUCCUUGCCAAGGUCAAUAGAACAUGCUGCGUGGGACUGGCGUACUAAACCAGAAAGCCACAACUUUGAUGAACUUAACCACAUCCUUCAGGAAAGCAAGAAACUGGGCAAAGCACUGGAGAGCCUUUCUCGCAGUAUCGCGCUGUCUGAUGAAUUUGAUCAGGACCUAGGAGCUUACGGUUCCUCCCUCGUUAAACCACGAGUAGUUGGAGAGUGGGUUGGACGUGAGGAAACGGAUGCUGAUCCUCUGGCAGCAGAAAUGCUGCAGCCUCCAGUGCCUAGAAUUAAAAGUGAAAGUGAGGAGCAACACAGCCCAGGAAGUGUGAAGACGGAGCAGAAGAGCAAAGGAUUAAAACAACAACAGCAACAACACAAGAAGCUAUUAGCGGCAAUGCUAUCGCAGGAUUCCUUUGACUCAGUGCACAGUGCCACACCAUCUGUGAUGGAGGAAGACAUAGAUGCGGAGGACGAUGCCAUGGAAUUGUUGGAGGAUCUGGAUGACUUGAGAAUGGAAGGCAUCAUUGCAUGCGCUUCUGGGAGCAAGUUUAGCCAAGGACGAAGUGGUUACUCUACAGAACCUCUGGCCAAAGUGACUCUCAACAUCUGUUCAAGGUGUGCCAGACUCCAGGGAGACAAUCUGAUGGAAGAAUCAGAUGAUGGAGCACUGGUGUCACAUUCCCCCGAACAAACAGUGCCUGGACCACUUGGAGAGACUCCAUUGCCUGGGGUGGAAAGAGCGAUGGAAGGAGACAAAGAAUUUGAGACUGCUUCUCAAGUAUCAGGCCCACUCCAGCCAGCCUGGGAGUCCAUUGUACUGUCUGCUCGAAGUGGAGACUCUUUGAACCAGAAGCAACCAAAGGAAUCCUUGGCCUUGAAGAAACUGUUAGCUGUGGAGAAGCAUCUCCUGGAACUUGAGAAGGACCACGUGAUGAACGCACUUACAGUCGAGAACGAGAUGCAAAGGAGUCCCAACAGCCAAAGCAGAUUGAACCCAUCGAUUCACCUCAGAAGCUUACUGGGACAAAAUUCUAGGCCUCGGACACCAGUGAGUCUACUUGGGAAAGAAUCUCUACUGCUGAGCCCAGGAAGCAAAUUACCACCAAGCCCCACCAACCAAGGCAGUAGACCAGAAACUCCCAACAGCUGGUCUCGAACGUCAGCCCUUCAAGGAAGCAGGCCCACAACCCCAAACAGUCCGUUAUUUCAAACUCCAACUUCCAACAACCCUGGGAGCAAAGAAGAAACCUUUGUUAAUCCAAAGAACAAGCCAGUAAAACCCAGCAAUCAAGGCGGGAGACCCCUAAGUGACUCGUCCAUCCAGCCUGGGCAAGUCGCUGGAGUAAACAUCGAGAACCUGACUCAAAGGAACUAUUUGUCUGAGGAUGAAUCUUUUCAACAGCUUCAGGUUACUCGACAGCCUUGGAUGCUGCCAAGUGACACGGAUAGUGAAGGUUUAUGAUCUGAUGCAAAGAUUCAACAGAAGGGCAUGACAACACUGAAUAUGCAACUAACUGAAGACAAAGGGAAAAUUUAAUAUCCUCUGUACAUUGAAUUAAAGCUACAGAAGUUUUAUAUUUUUAUAAAGUACAGACACUGCCUGUUAUUAAGAAAUUACAUAGGAACAGAAACAAUGCUUUGUUUCAACACUUACAAUUGGAUGGAGUGAAUGCAAUAUAAAGUAUGACAGACUCAAAGUGUAGCGGACAGACUGCACAGCUUACAGGGGGAGAAAGACAACUGGGGAUAAAUUUGAUUGUUUCAUUCAUAGUUGUGCCUCUGAUCAAGAAUUUCUUGCAUUUAUUUCAAUAUGUUUGCUGUAACCAUUUGCUGUAAAACCUGGUGUAUACGUUCCACUCUUAUUGCUGUGCAUGUUGUACAAAUUACAUUGGUGUCAAAUGAUCAGUGGUGCUACACUAGCCACAUUAGAGGGUUUAUUGGAGGAUUUAAAUAGAUGUCAUAUUUCGGGUACAUACACUGGAUUUUACUGCAGUAGCGGGGUUCUGGUAAUGCAUCCUCAUCUCGAUUUGUAUCUUGUACAUAUAACAAUUGAAGGUUUUUCUUUACUUUGCUUCUUUUUCCUGUUUUUGAUACAAAAUCAGUGUGCAUUCUGCUUUUAUUUUGUAACUAAAGAAAAGAAAGACUUUGGAACAAGAAAGAUAAAUUGAGUU